Ilex paraguariensis (yerba mate) is the source of this 315-nucleotide messenger RNA. The record is from the annotation of a GenBank genome assembly. Lineage: Eukaryota; Viridiplantae; Streptophyta; Magnoliopsida; Aquifoliales; Aquifoliaceae.
AUGGAUCCCCGUGUAACACUCCACCUUGGCGAUGGAGUUGCAUUUUUGAAGGCUGUGGCCGAAGGAACUUAUGAUGCAAUUAUAGUAGAUUCUUCUGACCCAAUAGGUCCCGCACAAGAGCUUUUUGAGAAGCCUUUCUUUGCAUCAGUGGCAAAGGCUCUUCGUCCUGGUGGGGUUGUAUGUACCCAGGCUGAAAGCAUAUGGCUUCACAUGCACAUUAUUGAAGACAUUGUUGCUAACUGCCGCCAGAUUUUCAAAGGCUCUGUCAACUAUGCAUGGACCACAGUCCCUACAUACCCAAGGCAUGCACUUUGA